AUAUGUGAUCUUACUUCAGAAAAUGAAAGUGUUCAAAAUUCAUUAGAUUUUUCUGAAUCUAAUGAUGAUAGUGAAGAGGACACAUACUAUACAAAAGGAGUAGAUAAUUCUGAAAAAGACUUUGAAUACGAAUUUCAUUAUGGUAUUUUUAUAAAAUUAGAUGGAAAAUUUUUACCAACUAAAUGGUAUAUCCGAAGCAAAAAGGCUGCAGGGGCUGGAACUCAGUUAGUAGAUGAUCAAGAUUUUCAAAAAUUUCGGUCUGAAUAUCAUAAACUUUCUGCACGAAAG
This is a messenger RNA of Dentiscutata erythropus, 288 nucleotides long. Lineage: Eukaryota; Fungi; Glomeromycota; Glomeromycetes; Diversisporales; Gigasporaceae. The record is from the annotation of a GenBank genome assembly.